Molecule: messenger RNA, 2678 nt
Organism: Aphidius gifuensis
Lineage: Eukaryota; Metazoa; Arthropoda; Insecta; Hymenoptera; Braconidae
Product: glycerol kinase-like
Exons: 12
Coding region: 231-2030 (599 amino acids)
Biological process (GO): triglyceride metabolic process; glycerol-3-phosphate biosynthetic process; glycerol metabolic process
Cellular component (GO): mitochondrion
Molecular function (GO): glycerol kinase activity
Source: RefSeq, a predicted model, not a curated record
UGGACCCGGUGUCCCCCUGUAAUGUAUGCGUCUUAAACGGCGCGAUAAUAUACAUAUUUUUAUUACUAAAUAAUUAUUAUUUUUAACUUAAAUUUGUGUCACACAGGUAAAAAUAUUUUUAAAUAUUUACCCUUUACUUUCAUUUAAUCGACCCUUAGUCAUCAUUUUAAUCAAUUUAAUCAACACAAAAACACGUGUAUCUCAUAGGUGGAAAUUGAUUAAAUUAUAAAAUGGAAACAGCUGAAAUGGAAGAUAGUUUUAAUGAACACAAGGAGUAUGAUACAAUGGAUCAUGACAUCCAGGAUAUGAAAAGAAAAACUAGUAUUUUUAAAUUUUACUCAAUGAAAUCAAUUGAUUCAAUGUCACUUGGAGGAAGAAAGUCUGGACCUCUUGUUGGUGUCAUUGAUGUUGGAACAAGGACAGUAAGAUUUGCUUUGUUUAAUGCUAAAAGAGUGGCUGAAGUUGUAUCACACUCGAUUGAUAUUGAAUCAUCAAAUCCACAAGAGGGAUGGGUUGAACAGGAUCCAAAAGAAAUAUUGUUUGCAGUUAAAGCUUGUAUUAAAGAUGUCAUUAAACAGAUGGAUGAUCUUGAUUUACAAGUUGAAAAUAUUGCAACAAUUGGAUUAACUAAUGCUAGAGAAACAACAAUUGCAUGGGAUGCAUUGACUGGUGAUCCUCUGUACAAUGCAAUAAUUUGGUCUGAUAUUAGAACUGAAAAAAUGGUUGAUCAAAUAAUAGCUAAAUUUCCAGAUCAAAGUAAGAAUCAUUUAAAGCCACUUUGUGGUUUACCAGUUAGUCCAUAUUUUUCAGCUUUAAAAAUUAGAUGGCUCAAGUAUAAUGUACAAGCUGUUAAAAAAGCCAUGAGAGAUCACCGAUGUAAAGUUGGAACAUUAGAUACAUGGAUCAUUUGGAAUUUAACUGGAGGUAAAGAUAAUGGUCUUUAUAUAACAGAUGUUACAAAUGCAUCGAGAACAAUGCUCAUGAAUAUUGAGUCAUUAACUUGGGAUCCAACGUUAUGUAGAUACUUUGACAUUCCAAUGAAAUUAUUGCCUGACAUUAAAAGUAGCUCUGAAGUUUAUGGAAAAAUAACAGUUGGUCCACUCGAAGGAAUUCCAAUAUCUGGUAUAUUGGGUAAUCAACAGGCAGCAUUAGUAGGUCAAAAUUGUCUAAAAAAAGGACAAGCGAAAAAUACAUACAGAAGUGGUUGUUUUCUUCUCUGCAAUACUGGAACAACAAGAGUUGAUUCAUCACAUGGACUAGUGACAACAAUUGCAUAUAAAAUGGGUCCAAAUAGUCCAGUUCAUUAUGCACUUGAAGGUUCAGUUGCUGUUGCUGGAGCAGCAAUUAAAUGGUUACGUGAUAAUAUGCGUUUGAUUGAAGAUGUACAUGAAAGUGAACAUUUAGCACAAAGUGUAUUUAGUACUGGAGAUGUUUAUUUUGUUCCAGCUUUUAAUGGUUUAUAUGCACCAUACUGGAGAAGUGAUGCUAGAGGUAUUAUUUGUGGUCUAACUGCAUUUACAACAAAACAACAUAUUGUAAGAGCAUCAUUGGAAGCUGUUUGUUUUCAAACACGUGAUAUUCUUGAAUCAAUGAAUCAAGAUUGUGGAUAUCCAUUGACUAAAUUACAUACUGAUGGUAGAAUGUCAACCAACAGUUUGUUGAUGCAAUUGCAAGCUGAUUUAUCUGGAAUUCCAGUUUUUCGAUCAACAAUACCUGAUAUAACAGCACUUGGUGCUGCAAUGGCUGCUGGACAAGCUGAUGGUAUUGGAGUUUGGGAACUUGAAGGUGAAGAUGAAGUUGAAACUGUACCAACUGAUACUUAUCUUCCAACUACAACACCAGAAGAACGUGAUGGAAGAUAUAAAAAGUGGAAAAUGGCUGUACAAAGAAGUUUAGGCUGGGCAUCAGUUCAAAGAUCUGAAACCAUGACAGAUGAAAGAUAUCAAGUAUUAGCAUCAAUACCAGCCAGUUGGUUCGUCAUGACCUCAUUUGUAUUGUUGCGAUUGAGUUAUUACCUCGAAAAUCGGUGACAAAAUAAAUUAAAUUUAUUAAUCACCUAAUUAUCACGGACUAAAUGCCAAUAGAUUUAAAUCAAUGAAAGCUAUUUCACGAUAUUAUUAAUUAGAUAAAUAAUAGAAAUUAAUAAUAAUAAUCAUUUUGAAUUUCAAAUUAUUCAAAUGUAGAAAUAAAAUUUAAAGUGUCCAAUGUAAAUUAAUUAAAUGCGCGCACAUAUAUUUUAAUUUUUUAAUUUACAAUUAGAUAAAAAUAUUAUAUUGUUAUUUUUUAAAUAUUAUUAUUGCUUGCCCUUUUUUGUGCUCAAUACAAUGUAUUUUUAUUCAAUUUAUUAUUAUCAUAAGUAUUGUGAAAUUAUUUAUUUAAUUUUAACUCUGACAGAGUCUUUAAAAUAUCAAAAAAAAAAUGUAUAGUCUUCAAGGUACUUAAAUUGUUGAAAAUUAUUGUAAAACUUUGAAUGCCUUUUAUUUAUAUCGAGAUAAAUAUUCAAGAAUAAAAAAAAAAAAUAAGGCAGAUAAUAAAUUAAAAAAUAAUUGUUGAAUUUUAAUUUUUAUGUUGAUAAUUUUAUUGUAAUUUUACAAAUUUCAGAUAUCUUAGAUAAAAAAUCGAAAGCAUUUCUUUAAGUUUUCUUUUAAAAUAUUUUUUAAUAAAAAAAUGGAAUUAAA